AUGGGUGAACCAUCGGCGUGUCUCGUUCGAUCCUUCUCCAGUCCCGCCGACACUCGUUACGAGUUCCUGAGAAAUGGUGGUGUGUUAUGUUUGGUUUUGGUUUUCGUUGUUGAGAGGUUGGAGUUUCUGAAAAUUUCUAUCAUUCAGUCUCACGUUGUUUUUGUCGAGGAAAGGAACCACGCAUGGGUUUCGAUGUCAAUGGGUAACCCUAUCCGUGCGCUUGGAGAAUCUAUCUCUUUUGGGAGGUUUAUGACAGAAAACUUGAAUUGGGAGAAAUGGUCAGCAUUCACUCAUAAUCGCUAUGUUGAAGAAGCUGAGAGAUAUUCCAAGCCGGGUUCUGUGGCCGCGAAGAAAGCCUACUUUGAGGCUCAUUACAAGAGAAAGGCUGCGGAGAGAGCAGCUGCAUUGAUGAUCCAAGAAGCAAAUGCAAAUUCUCAGGCUAAUGGAACUUUUGAGACGGAAGCUCGGCAAGGAAACUAUGCUGAUUCACCCUCUGAAACGAGUUCAAAUGUAGAAAUGGUUGUAGCCGCCAAUGAACAGCCGAAUGAAGAAACUGUUAAUUGCCAAGUUGUUGAAUGUGCUGAUGGAGAUCAGCAUAAAUGUGAUGCUGGACAAAGUGAUUUAGACAUUUCCAAUGUUGAAGGAGUAGAGGAUGUGCCUCAUACUCACGUUGAUACAGAUAUUAAUUUGGAAAGUUGCACAUUCAUUGAUAAUUCUAAUCAGUUUGAUCAUGUUGAAGACAAUACAAAUACUGGCGCUGUGGAAGAGAAGAAUCUUGAUCAUGGCGCUGAGGGUCAGGAAGUUUUGGGUUUGCCCGUUGACGAAAUAGAAGCAAAUUCUUCUCCAAAAUUAUCAACCAAAACUGUGCCUGCCAAAUGUUCUCGCCUUGCCGAACGGAAGGCUGCUGCAGCUGGGCCACCCAAAAGUGGAAUAAAAAGAGGUCCGAAAGGCAAGAAGUCUGUUGGAGAUUUAGUUGAGAAGAAGAAACUAACUGCACAGUCACUCCACAUGUCAAUCAAUCUUCCAUCUAGGACUGGUGAAACACGCAAAAGAACUGCUGCAGCUACAGAGUCCAGAAAUGGCUUAAACAAAUUUUCAACAAGUAAAACGUCUGUUGGAGGCUUGGUUGACAAGAAACUAAUAGCUGCACCAUUACUUAACAUGUCAAACAAUCUCCCAUCAGGUGCUGUUAUAACAAGCCAAACACCUUCUGCAGCUACUAAACCCAGAAAUAGAAUAAAUUUUGUUACAAAAAUUAUGACGUCCGUAGGAAACUCAGUGGCAAAGAGAUCAACUACAAGGUCACUCCACAUGUCAAUCAAUCUGCCUUCUGGUGCAGCUGAUACAAGUAAAACAGCUUCAGUGUUUCAACAAAAUAGAAUUAAAAAAAUUCAUUCUAAUUUGCCCAAAAGUAAUCCAGUGGCAUUGGGGGCAUCGACUGAGGCAUCUCAUGGUUUGCUAAGUCAAGAUUCUGCAAGUCUCCCUUCUCAGAGUAGAAGGACUGAAAGACCACUUAAUAAGUCUGUAUCUGGAGGUGUUACAGUGAAUGCAACACCUUCCUCUUCCGUUUCUUCUGGAAGUGAAGAAAGAGCAGUUAAACGUAAAGAGUUCUUGCAGAGGAUGGAUGAAACUAAAUCCAAGGAAGAAGAGAAAGUGAAGUUGCAAAGAACUCUCAAGGGUAAAACAGAGCAUGAUCACAAGAAGCUGCGGCAGAGCAGUGGCUCUAUAUCCAAACUAAAUGAGGACAAGCCUGUUGGAUCGCAUUCACUAAGUAAUCAGAUUAGAAAGAUCUCACCUACACUUCCCCGGUCACCAAAACUUGUGAGCAAAGCAAAUUCUAGUUCAAGCACAGUCCAGGACAAAAACUUAGGAAAUUCGUGGAAGCCUCCUAGGAGCACAAAUAAUUCCAAACGUACAACUGAAAAAAUUAACCGAACCACAAGACAAUCAGUAACUUCAUUUUCUAGUACAACAGGAGAAAAUGCUUCACCAAAUAUUCAGCAGCAUUGA
Molecule: messenger RNA, 2010 nt
Organism: Sphenostylis stenocarpa
Lineage: Eukaryota; Viridiplantae; Streptophyta; Magnoliopsida; Fabales; Fabaceae
Source: the annotation of a GenBank genome assembly